Menidia menidia (Atlantic silverside) is the source of this 1485-nucleotide messenger RNA. Lineage: Eukaryota; Metazoa; Chordata; Actinopteri; Atheriniformes; Atherinopsidae. The record is from the annotation of a GenBank genome assembly.
AUGAUAUCACAAUUCAAAGAGCAGCAAGUAGGGGACUACGUUUCAGCGAGCGCGCUCAUGUUUCGCCGCGUGGCCGCGCGGAGGCGUUGGAGGCUGGGAACGGAUAUCGGCACCGAACGAACUCGUAUAACGAUGUGCAACUUCAUACAGAGGGUUGGCUCGCUUUCAAAACGACGGAGGUCGAUGUUUUCUCAUGGAGGAUUCAUACAGUUAGGAGUGAAGACAAUUUACGAGUGGGCAAAGACAGAGCAGAGGAGGUACACACUCGGGUUCAUAGCAAUGGGAGGCUCUUGCAGUAUUCUUGGGAUCCCUUCUCCCAAAGGCCCCAAUACAGUGGGUUGCACAGAUUUCAUGAUGGAUCACACGGCAAAGGGCAGCUUCUUCAGGCUUUACUAUCCGUGUCAAGAGACCGACAGGGCCGAGAAACCCAACUGGGUCCCAUGCAGGGAGUACUUUAACGGUCUUGCAGACUUCAUGAAGAUUAAACGAAGCCUCGGCGAAAGGAUUUUCAACUACCUCUUUGGGUCCUACAAGAUCCCAGCCUACACGGAUGCUCCAUUUAAAUCUAGUGAAAAGUGUCCUGUGGUUAUUUUCUCCCAUGGCCUCGGAGCCUUCAGGACUCUGUAUUCAGCUAUAUGUGUGGAGCUGGCCUCUCAGGGCUUCAUCGUGGCAUCCGUGGAACACAGGGAUGAGUCAGCCUCAGCCACUUACUACUACCGUGAGAAGACGGAGUCAGAGAAGGCUGGCGAGAACGGUCCGAAAAGCUCAGCGUCAGCCCGAGACGACCUGGUGCAGGAGUGGAUGUACUACAGAGCCCUGAAGCACCGAGAGAGCGAAUUCCCCCUGAGAAACAACCAGGUGAAACAAAGAGCAAAUGAAUGCAUUCUGGCUCUGGAUAGACUCACCGCAAUCAACGCCGGAGUGGCGGUGCAGAACGUUUUGCGGACACAGUUCGACUGGACAACGCUGGAGAACUCCAUGGAUCUGUGCAGGACGGCUGUGGUAGGACAUUCCUUUGGGGGAGCGACGGUUAUCGAAGCUCUGUGCAAGGAAGUUAAAUUUAAGUGUGGAGUUGCCCUCGACGCCUGGAUGUUCCCUUUAGACGACGACAUCUUUCCCCACGUGAAGCAACCGGUGUUUUUCAUCAACUCCGAGAAGUUCCAGUGGGCGGGGAACAUCAGCCGCAUGAGGAAGCUGGACUCCACCGUCAUACAGAGGAAAAUGAUAACCAUCAGAGGUACGGUCCACCAGAGCUUUCCAGACUUCACCUUCCUGACGACAAACUGGAUCGGGAAGCUGCUGAAACUGAAGGGAGAGAUCGACCCGGUGAUCGCCAUGGACCUGUGCAACAAAGCCACCUUGGCUUUUCUACAGCGGCACCUUGGUCUGGAGAAGAGCUUCAAUCAGUGGGACCCUCUGAUCGAUGGAGAAGAUGACAACCUUAUCCAGGGAACUAAUGUAACUGUGCUUCAGUCUGCUAUGUGA